Gregarina niphandrodes is the source of this 1200-nucleotide messenger RNA. Its product is annotated as prenyltransferase-like protein. The coding region runs from base 1 to 1200 and encodes 399 amino acids. Gene Ontology annotation, biological process: protein farnesylation. Gene Ontology annotation, molecular function: protein farnesyltransferase activity. Gene Ontology annotation, cellular component: protein farnesyltransferase complex. The transcript has 4 exons. NCBI's taxonomy places the organism in Eukaryota, Apicomplexa, Conoidasida, Eugregarinorida, Gregarinidae. The record is from RefSeq and is a predicted model, not a curated record.
AUGAACGAAAUUCCGUCAGAGAGUAAAGUGGAAGUAUGCCUACUGAGAAAUAAAAUACUUGCAAUGCUGGAGGAGAAGCACGAUGAGGAAUGUGUUCUCUACAAAUCGGAACACGUGCAAUUUUGUAAAUACCCAUUUGUCAAAGAACUACCUCACAAGCUUAUCAAGCUACACGCUGGCCAAACGUGGGUGCUGUACUGGUGCUUACACGCUAUGAAGCUCCUAGAACACCAGGUUGAAGGUGACAUCAUAGCAACAGCAAGGGAGUGGCUAGCAGCAAUUGAGUGCGAAGGAGGAGGCUUUGGCGGAGGCGCGGGCCAAAUUGCGCACGCAGGACUGACCUACGCGGCUGUAUGUAGCGCGGUGUAUUGUAACUUUCAGCCUCACCGGGAUUCUUUAGCUAGUUGGUUGCGAAGCCUGUUUACACCUGAUGGGGCCGUUCUCAUGCACAGGGAUGGAGAAGCAGACAGUCGUUCCGUGUACUGUGCAGUUGCGUCAUGCCAUAUGCAGGCAGUCCUGAGUAGUGACUUAAUCAGCGCCGUGGUUCCGUUUUUGGUGGACUGCCAACGACCAGACGGAGGCUUCGCUGCGGAGCCAGGUGCGGAGUCACACGCGGGUUACACCUGGUGUGCAUUGGCGGCACUGGCAAUCUGUGACAAACUAGAACUAGUGGAUUCACUGAAAGCUCUUGAAUGGUGCCUGAACCGGCAGAGUGUGCUGGAAGGUGGUUGUGACGGACGACCGAACAAACUGGUGGACGCAUGUUACUCAUUUUUUGUGUGCGCUUCCAUUGUCAUUGCCGGAUAUGCUUUAGGUAUACGACCUAAUUUCAGUCAUGGCGGACUAAAGAGGUACUUGCUAAAAUGUUGCCAGCCGUGUUAUUUGGCGUGGCUUGGAUACGAUAAACCAAUGAAGUCAAUUAAAGGCGGCGGUCUGUGCGAUAAGCCUGGUACCACCGCGGAUUGGUACCACACGUCUUACGGUCUAUCUGGCCUGUCGAUUACGUCCGACGACCUUGCGCAGACUUCGCCGAUACUCAAUGUGUGUAUAGAAGACUGGUUACGGCAGCGGGAGAUGCUCUCGAAGUGUGACGCCCAGUUCGGACCGGGGGAAGAAAAGUUCCACCGUUGGUACAACCCGUUUUCCGGCACCGGGGAUGUGGGAAAUGAAGGAGCACCGGCGUUCGAACGCGCGCCGUAA